UACCCCACCGCCCCACCCCGCCCUCUCACCUCUAAAGUAUAGUAGUCAAGGUAAACGCGUACGAACCGCCUGCUCGUUAGAUUCCGCGAAAAAUGAAAGUUGUUCUUUUCCUUUUGUUUUGUGAAGCUAUAUUAUUUUUUCUUUGAUCCCUUAAAUGCAGGACAUUUUGCCGGACAUACUAUAAUGUCGGACGAUAAGUUUAAAAAACGGACAAUCCGUCCUAAUGACGGACGAAUGGUCACUUUACUGAUACCCACCGCAAGCGAUAAAUAUUGAACUUUUCAAUUUAAAAAUAAACUUUAUCACAAUACCGUUCAUAAAUAGUUUUGUUGAGAGAGUAGCAGUUAUCAGUUAUUGACUUACUGCGCAACAGUGUACUAUUUAUUAACAUAAUGGAGCCAAACAAAUUGUUUAUAAGUGAAAAUAUAAUAGUUGACAAUAAAUUUCUCAAUGGCGGUAUCUUAGUGAAUAACGCGGGAAAAAUAACAAAAGUCCUACGUCAUCAUGAAAUCGCACCUUACAAAAAAUGUCAAAAUGUCGAAUUGCAGAUAAUCGAUGUAGGCACACAUGUUAUAAUGCCAGGAAUCGUGGACUCCCACGUUCACGUAAAUGAGCCUGGAAGAACGGAUUGGGAAGGCUACGAAACAGCCACAAGAGCUGCAGCAGCUGGAGGAGUUACAACAAUUGUCGACAUGCCCCUAAAUUCAAUACCACCAACCACCACAUUGCACAAUUUUAAACAAAAACUGAAAGCGGCCCAAGGGAAAGUUUACGUCGACGUAGCGUUUUGGGGAGGGGUCAUACCUGGAAAUCAAGAUGACUUGAUGGAUUUGAUAAACGCGGGGGUUGUCGGUUUUAAGUGUUUUAUGUGCGAGUCGGGCGUUGAGGAAUUUCCAUGCGUAAACAAAGAGCAAAUUGAGGUGGCUAUGAAAAUUUUGGAAAAUACGGACAGUGUUUUGGCUUUUCAUGCAGAACUUGAUGGUAACGGUUCAGCAGCUUCAAAUGAUGAUUCGUGUCAGUACAGUACCUUUUUGCGAACAAGACCUGCGUCAAUGGAGAUCAACGCUAUUAAGCUUAUUAUCGAAUUGGCGAGAAAUUAUAACGUGAGAGUACACAUUGUGCACCUAUCUACUGCUGACGCUUUACCAAUUAUUGCUGAAGCUAAAAAAGAUGGAGUUAAAUUAACUGUCGAGACUUGUCACCACUACCUAAGCAUAAAAAAUGAAGACAUUCCCGAGAAGGCGACCCAGUUUAAAUGUACACCACCCAUAAGGGAUCUUACAAAUCUUAAUUUACUAUGGCAGGCCAUCAAGAAUGGAUUGUUGGAUAUGGUGGUUUCUGAUCACUCACCAUGCACAUCUGACUUAAAGUGUCUGGAAUCCGGCAAUUUCAUGCAAGCUUGGGGAGGAAUAUCAUCUUUGCAAUUUGAUCUUUCCUUAUUUUGGACGCAAGUAAAACAACAUGGACUCUCCAUCUUUGACAUAAAUAAGUAUAUGACUUACAUGCCGGCGAAGUUAGUGGGAUUGCAUAACGUUAAGGGGCAGAUAGCAACAAACUACGAUGCCGAUUUCGUUAUUUGGGAUCCUCAUUCUAUUAUACAUGUAGAACCAGAAAUGAUUCAGCACAAAAAUAAGAUUACUCCAUACUUAGGAAAAAAUCUCUAUGGUAAAGUAUUGAAGACUGUAGUAAGAGGUCAUGUGGUUUACGACAAUGAGAAAUUUGUGAAUAAGCCAAAUGGAAAAUUAAUUCAAAAUGUGAUUAAAGAUGAAAUUAUUUAACAUUCAUAUAAUGCUCUUGAAACCCAUGAAAGUGAUGCAACCUGUACAACUGUGAACAUUUAAAAUGAAGUGAAACAACUUUA
Photinus pyralis (common eastern firefly) is the source of this 1861-nucleotide messenger RNA. Its product is annotated as allantoinase-like. Gene Ontology annotation, biological process: purine nucleobase catabolic process; allantoin catabolic process. Bases 393 to 1778 code for a protein of 461 amino acids. Gene Ontology annotation, molecular function: cobalt ion binding; zinc ion binding; allantoinase activity. NCBI's taxonomy places the organism in Eukaryota, Metazoa, Arthropoda, Insecta, Coleoptera, Lampyridae. The record is from RefSeq and is a predicted model, not a curated record. Gene Ontology annotation, cellular component: cytoplasm. The transcript has 10 exons.